Molecule: messenger RNA, 5329 nt
Organism: Myotis daubentonii (Daubenton's bat)
Lineage: Eukaryota; Metazoa; Chordata; Mammalia; Chiroptera; Vespertilionidae
Gene: GINS2
Product: GINS complex subunit 2
Biological process (GO): double-strand break repair via break-induced replication; DNA replication
Cellular component (GO): GINS complex; nucleus
Source: RefSeq, a predicted model, not a curated record
GGCUCCGCGCGGUGGCGGGAAAGCGGCGCCCCGGCACUUAAGGGACGCUGAGGGGUAGCGGCUGGUUCCGCUAUGGAUGCGGCCGAGGUGGAGUUUCUGGCGGAGAAGGAGCUGGUGACCAUUAUCCCGAACUUCAGUCUGGACAAGAUCUACCUCAUCGGGGGGGACCUGGGGCCCUUUAACCCUGGCCUGCCGGUGCAAGUGCCUCUGUGGCUGGCGAUUAACCUGAAGCAAAGACAGAAGUGCCGGUUGCUUCCCCCGGAGUGGAUGGAUGUGGAAAAGUUGGAAAAGAUUAGGGAUCAUGAACGAAUGGAAGAAACUUUUACCCCUAUGCCUAGCCCUUACUACAUGGAGCUGACCAAACUCCUGUUAAAUCAUGCUUCAGACAACAUUCCAAAAGCAGAUGAGAUCCGCACCCUGAUCAAGGAUGUGUGGGACACUCGCAUAGCCAAACUCCGGGUAUCUGCUGACAGCUUUGUGAGGCAGCAGGAGGCACAUGCGAAGCUGGAUAAUUUGACCUUGAUGGAGAUCAACACCAGCGGGGCAUUCCUCACACAAGCUCUCAAUCACAUGUACAAACUCCGUACAAACCUGCAACCUUCUGAAAGUGCCCAGUCUCAGGACUUCUAGAGAAUGACCUUUGAUUUGUAAAGGCCUUGUGUCUGCUGGCAUGAGGCUUACCGGGUAAUGUGUGAGUGCUCAGGACAUGAUAGAGGUACUCAGUGCUGGGUUCCUAGAACCAUUUGAAUGUAAGAAAAACGUGCAAUGAAGCAAAGAAUGGAUUCAUAACAUUGUUGGAAAGCAACAGGUUAUGUUUAGUUCUUAAGAUAUUCAUUAAUUCCACAUCUGUCUCUAGAGGCCAACUGCUCCUUUAUGGAGGAAAGAAAAAGCUUCAACAAACAAGCCAUUCUCCCUAGCACGGUCUCAGGUCUCCUGCACGGAGCUGUUAUGUGUGGGUGAGUCUUCAUGUUGCUUUGUAAAGACAGAUACAAAUGGCGAUGGGGCCCUAGGACUUCGUUGUUUUGAUAUGGAUCUUUUUAGCUGAAUUUAAAUCUAGAGAUUGCUCACAUAGAGGAUGACAGAUGGUGGCUUGUGAUGCCGACAGGGGUUGAUCUCAGCCAGGGGUGGGGAACCUUUUUUCUGCCAAGGGCCGUUUGAAUAUUUAUAACAUCAUUUGCAGGCCAUACAAAAUUAUCAACUUAAAAAUCAGCCUGCUCUAUUUGGUCAAACAUUUAAUUAACACCCCUAAUGCCUUGGUAGGGCCAGACCAAAUGAUUUUGAGUGCCUUAUAAGGCCCACAGGCUAGAUGUUCCCCACCCCUGAUACAGAAUAAAGAUGGAAUCAACCCAAUCUGUUGGGUUUAUUUUUUCCUGCUUAAGCCAUGUGGCUAAAAUGAUAAUGAUAGACCAAACUGAGGUGUGUAGCAGGUUGUAAACUUCAAACACUCUGGUUGUCUCUUGUUAUCUUUGCUAUUUCUGGUUACAGUUUAAAGGGCUGCUUUAAAAGCUAACCAUGAUAUUUGAGUAUGUGAGGGGAGCACAGUGCUAAGAAGAGUUGGGCCUAUAACACUGCUCUUGAUGGGUUUUAGGGUAAGAUGGUCAUAGGUAGCAGUGGCUCAAAGAAGGGUAAAUUCUAAGAGAAAAAAUUCAAAUACAGCGUUUUGGAAUUGCUAAAUUGCUCAUAGAAAUUUUAUUGCCCUGAAAGGGGAAAAGAUUAUCUAGAGCAGCAGUUUUCAACCAUUUUCAUUUCAUGGCACACAUAAACACGUAAUUACUAAAAUUCUGCGGCACACCAAAAAAAACUAUCUUUUGCCAAUCUGACCAAAAAGAAUAGGUAUAAUUUUGAUUCAUUCACACUGUUGACAGCUAUUGUGUUGGCUACUGCCAUUUUUUAUUUGACAAUCUAAGGGAAAAGAGGUCAGUGACCCUGACUAAAUAGUCAGGUAUUCCAUGUUUAAAAAAAUGCUUGUGGCACACCGGUUGAAAACCGCUGGUCUAGAAUCAUACAAUGAGUGCUAGUUUCUGUAACCUGGUGAUUUUCGACUGUCACAUGCUAUCUCAAGGGCUUUUUGAAGAGUGUAUGUGAUCAGCUGAGCCUGGAAGAGACCUGCUGGUAUCUGCUCUUCAGUGUUUAAAGUCCAAACUUACUUCAGGUUUCUCCAUUCCUCAUUGCUAUCCAUCUAGAUGUCCCUCCAACAAGCAGCUGAUGGUUGUUUGAACAUGGAAGGGCCAGGCACAGAGGGAUUAGGAUACAGAAGACUUGUUUUUAUCAGUUAAGGUGACUGUUAAGAGCAGUGGUUGACAACUGGUGGUCCGUGAGGUCUGAAAGGUUGGCAACCGCUGGCUUAGAGGACCGCUUUCAUAUGACAGGACUUGCCUUUUCUUGUCAGUUUUACUCAGAGACCUUCUGAUUUUAAUCCGGGGAAUCUUCUUGAAUGAAGCCACCUUAUUGUGAAGGGUCAGGAAUCCUGUGUAGCUCAGAUCAGCCCCUAAUACCUUUCUCCUAAAACCUGACUGAGGUACAUUGGAUCUGUCUUCACAUUUUACCUGUAAAGCUGUAUAGUUGUUGAGCAUUAAAAAAAAAAAAAAAAAAAAAAUUUGGUCUUUUUAUUAUAGCAUAAAAGAGAUUUUCCUCUUAACAUGAUUUAGGAAGAUUUUAUUUUUUUUGGAUGUUGUCAGAAAUUACAGCAAUAUAUUCAUAAAUACCUAAUUACUACAUUCAACAAAUAAUAUUACAAUACAAUUAAUUCAAACAAGUACACUUAGAACAGGUUUAAUUUCACAGCAUCUAAACUGCCCCCAGAGUGACCGAGGCACUGUUCCUCCUCCCUCCCAUGUACUGGUUUACUGUUCUAGCAAUUAAACACAGGGUACAUACAAAGUAACACAACCAAUUAGCAUGGUCUUCCUCAGGUCUAGGCAGAGUUAAGGAGUUUAAGUUAAGUGCUGGAUCAAAAGUUGGGGACAGGCUACUGCAAGUAGUAAGAAAGUCAAUAGCUUGGUUACUUGAAAGAGUAUAGGGAUUGCUGCUAAAUGGCUAAUAUACACUUAUUUAAGAGUAACAGAAUCGGCUUGUGCUGAUCAUCUCCAUCUUGUGGUGGAUCCUUGGAAUUUUCUACACGUUAAAAAACACAUGGCUCAGGGGGAAAGGGAGUAUCUUGAUGUAAUGCUUGAGAUUAGGCAGCCUUUAGGAAAUACCGUUCCAUGUACAAACGUAAGAUUUCUUGUGUUAUAAUUCUUCACUGCUGAAUAUUCUUUGAAUUUCCUUAAGGGUAUUAUCUAAUAGAAUGUUAAUGCCAAUUUAGUGUUUUAUUUCCUUUAGAAUGUAGACUAAAACUGUUGAAAACCCUACCUUGGCCAUUUAUGUUAGGCAAUGGAUUAUAUCAUGAAAUGUUUUCAUUGUCAGUUUGGCUCUGAUUAUAUGAAACAGAGAACCAAUGCAUUUUCAAAUGAUCAGGUAUGUAGAUCCAAGUUUUGAGGAACGCUCUUGGUUUGUCCCUAAAUAUUUGAUUAAAUGCGAAGCUGGGGAUUCGGCUUUGGAAGGUGUCCCUCACAAGUUUAACAAAACAGCCGUCUCCUGCCGGUGCUGUGGGAAGCACAUGAGGCCGUGGAGGACUGACACAGGUUGCAAAAUCAAUUCUAGAGCAAAUUCGGUGUUCUUCUGAGCUGUGUCUUUUAAACUCAGUGUGAUAUAGCUGAACAAAAUCUUCAGAGAGCGCAUAUUUGCCCAUUUUUAAGCUCAAACUGAAAAGAAAAAUUAAAUGAGAUGAAAAUGUGUCUUAAGAUUUUAGAACUAAUUACUGGAUGGAAAAACCAUUAUUGGGCACUGUGUCUUAGUGGUGCAAUUGUUUUCAAAAGACACUUUACCUUUUUCUUAGUUCAUUAUGCUGCCUUCUCUGGUGUGUAUUUAUACUCUCUGAUUGUCAUAUUACUUCUCAAGCCCAAGAAUACGCAGAGAUCUCUAGAGGUGGGUGGGAGUCCGGUGUGACGGAGUGACAGACGCUCAAGUGCAGGGUGAGAGUGGCGUUUUCAAUGGGAAGAAGGAAAAGCAGUUGUUCCUAGCGCAGGGACGUCCUCCCUGACAACUAAACAAACCCCAAGGGAGCUCCCCUGGGCUGGAGGAGGAAUGGGGCUCUGCUUUUCUUUCCCAUCAAGUUAUUAGAUCUACAUUUUUCUUUUUCUAAGCCAAGGCCAUUACCAAAGCUGAUCAGCAAAAUUACUAGUACUCAGACAUUCUGUGAUGGCGAAGGAGGACUGGGAGUGAAGUGCUAAGAUGUAGCUCUUAAGCUUUCAGACCAGAAGCAGCAAGCAGAUUUUAAAGAGAGAAAUUCAGUGACAUUUUGCCCUGAUUGUUGGCAAUAGAGUUCCCUCUAAACACCUGUCCCCACCUGUGGAACAUGUUGAUCUCUCAAUGUCUUUGCAGGGGAGGCCACAGAACAGCCCUUAGAUCUCGUCAAAUCGUUUCUGUGGAGAGGAAGGCGCUUGUUGACUGCUGAUAAUACUGGCGGCACUUUUUGUCUGAGUUUGCUAAUAACUGGAAGAUUCUUGGCAGACAUACAAAGCAAACUGUGUGGGAACAGAUAAAGCGACACAAUGCCAUCUGCCAGCAAGCUGUUCUGCACAGCUAAGGUCUGGGGCUGAGGGUGCGGCCACUGAUCACAGUGAGUAGCCUUCAUGAAGGUCAGCCAGCCCUUCCCCUGGGUAAAGGGGAGGCGUGAUCACACUCAGACCUCCUCCCAUUCCCUCUCCCCUGGCAGACCAACCACUGGCUGCUUUAGCCUCUGGUUCAAGCCCAUUCAGGCAAGAGAUACUUGCUUGAUCUAUUAUACCCUGCCUGAGUGAGCAGUUAACUGGGACAAGAAGGAAAAAUUUCCCCAUUGCUUUGCACUGAUCUGAUUAUCUUUCUAGCUGCUCCUGUGCUUGUCACAGUCAGUUCAAAAGGAGGAGAAGUUCAGCUCAGACAUUGUUUAUCCUUUAUCCUACUUUUAGGCUUUUACAAAGCUUUGCAUCUAAAUAAAGCCUCUAGAGUUUCUACUUUGCACCUGUUCUCAGACUGCUGUAAGACACCUUAGAAUGCUAUCACAAACUGCUCACUUCCUGAAAGGUUCUUUUGCAAAAAGCCCCAUGUCUGUAGGUGCAUGCAUAGGUGCACACCCAGUAUGUCUUGUUCACCACAGACUAGCCCCUCCUCACUGAUAGCAACUAGGUAUAACUGCUAUUUGCUGUCCAGAGCUGGGGGGAGAGGGUAGAGAAGGAGGUAAGAAGUAACACAUGGCUUUCUACAUCAUUUUCUGGUGCAACUCAAAAAUGAAGUGAUCGCAUAGGCGCCA